This is a messenger RNA of Budorcas taxicolor (takin), 624 nucleotides long. RefSeq names its product ubiquitin-conjugating enzyme E2 E3-like. The transcript has a single exon. NCBI's taxonomy places the organism in Eukaryota, Metazoa, Chordata, Mammalia, Artiodactyla, Bovidae. Gene Ontology annotation, biological process: protein polyubiquitination. Gene Ontology annotation, cellular component: nucleus. Bases 1 to 624 code for a protein of 207 amino acids. Gene Ontology annotation, molecular function: ubiquitin conjugating enzyme activity. The record is from RefSeq and is a predicted model, not a curated record.
AUGUCCAGUGAUCGGCAGAGGUUCAAUGAUGAGAGCCCCAGCGCCAGCAGUGGUAGUUCAGAUGCAGACCAGCGAGACCCAGCUGCUCCAGAGCCUGAAGAACAAGAAGAAAGAAAACCUUCUGCCACCCAGCAGAAGAAAAACACCAAACUCUCUAGCAAAACCACUGCUAAAUUAUCCACUAGUGCUAAAAGAACUCAGAAGGAGCUAGCUGAAAUAACCCUUGAUCCUCCUCCUAACUGCAGUGCUGGGCCUAAAGGAGAUAACAUUUAUGAAUGGAGAUCAACUAUACUUGGUCCACCAGGUUCUGUAUAUGAAGGUGGUGUGUUUUUUCUGGAUAUCACAUUUUCAUCAGAUUAUCCAUUUAAGCCACCAAAGGUUACUUUCCGCACCAGAAUCUGUCACUGCAACGUCAAUAGUCAGGGAGUCAUCUGCCUGGACAUCCUUAAAGACAACUGGAGUCCUGGUUUGACGAUUUCAAAGGUUUUGCUGUCAAUUUGUUCUCUUUUGACAGACUGCAACCCUGCGGAUCCUCUGGUUGGAAGCAUAGCCACUCAGUAUUUGACCAACAGAGCAGAACAUGACAGGAUAGCCAGACAGUGGACCAGGCGAUACGCCACAUAA